Gasterosteus aculeatus aculeatus (three-spined stickleback) is the source of this 2727-nucleotide messenger RNA. The record is from RefSeq and is a predicted model, not a curated record. Lineage: Eukaryota; Metazoa; Chordata; Actinopteri; Perciformes; Gasterosteidae.
GUGAAUUGGACUCACAUGACAAGACACAGAGCAGAUGCCGUUGUAAAAAACAACACAACUGCGUGUGUAAGAGGAAACGAUACUUCCUCUUUCACGUGUUGGAAGUUCUCUGCUUUGUUUAAAUCGGCUGCAAACAACCCUGUUGAUUGUUCUGCGACAAGGAUGCGCGCUUUGUGUUCUGUGUUGCUUUUGGCCUUCCAGGCCCUCGGCAACGCUUCCCUGGUGUUCCACAACGUUUGGGACGAGUGGCGGGUCAAACAUCACAAGGUUUAUGCAAACGAGACUGAGAUGGUUUUCAGGAGAGCAGUUUGGGAGAAGAACCUGCAGAUGGUGUUGAGACACAACCAGGAGGCCUCAGCAGGAAAACAAAGCUUCGCAAUGGGACCCAAUCAUCUGUCUGACAUGACAGCUGAUGAGAUCAACGAGAAGCUAAACGGCCUGAAGCUGGAGCAGCCUGUUCAUUUCACAAAUGGCACUUUUAAGGACGGUAGUGGUUUAUUGACACCUCAGAGUGUCGACUGGAGAGAUGACGGCCUGGUCACUCCAGUCCAAAACCAGGGCUUGUGUGGUUCCUGCUGGGCCUUCAGCUCUUUAGGAGCUCUUGAGGGACAGAUUAAGAAGCGAACAGGUGUCCUUGUCCCCCUGAGCCCACAGAACCUGGUGGACUGCAGCACCGACGACGGAAAUCACGGCUGCAGAGGAGGAUACAUCUCCAAAUCCUUCAGAUACAUCAUCCGCAACCGAGGCGUAGACUCCGAGAGCUUCUACCCCUACGAACACAAGGACGGUAAGUGUCGGUAUUCUGUGAAGGGAAAGGCCGGCUACUGCUCUGAUCUACACAUGCUCCCGCGGGGAGAUGAGAAGACUCUGCAGGCUGUGGUGGCGUCAGUGGGGCCCGUCGCUGUGGCAGUGAACGCCAUGCUGCCAUCUUUUCAUCUCUACAGAGGAGGUUUAUAUAACGUACCAAACUGCAACCCAAAGCUUACAAACCAUGCUGUGCUGGUUGUGGGCUACGGCGCAGACGGAGGACAGGACUACUGGCUGGUUAAGAACAGGUUUUGUGAUUUCAGUUGGGGAACUGCGUGGGGAGAAAAAGGCUUUAUUCGAAUGGCCCGAAACAAGAACAAUCUCUGUGGCAUCGCGAGCUUUGCAGUCUACCCCAUGCUAUGCAUAAAUAUUGUAAGCUUCAGCUGGAUUUUCCCCUGGUCAUCUUCCCCGGUUGGUCACGUUUUAGAGGGAUCUGUCAUUAAACGAGGAUACAAUAUGAUUACUUUUCACUGUUCACUUUUGAGCAUAUUUUAUUGUCCCAGCUUCUCAUUGAUGAUUGACAUCAGCUGGCAGUGUCUUAAUAAACUGCAGAUGCCCAAUCAAAGUUUGAGGCAGCCCACUAGGCCUCCAUAUAAAACCACUUUGAUUUCCCUGUGGUGUUCACACGUUCUCCUCUUUCUGGGUCCAGAGAUGUUUUGCAAUCUGCUGCUCAUCAGUUUGUGGGGUUUUGCUGCUGCAGCAGCCAUCAAUUUACCAGAAGAUGGACACUGGUUUCUCUGGAAGAAGAUGCAUAAUAAACAAUAUUCUCACCAGGUUGAGGAGUCUGGUCGCAGGCGGAUUUGGGAAGAGAACUUGGAAAUGAUUGCUGUUCAUAACCUUGAAGCCUCUCUGGGCUUACAAACUUAUGAGCUGGCAAUGAACCAUAUGGGGGAUCUGACCACUGAGGAAAUUACUGGCAUGCUGAUGGGCACCAGUGUCCCUUCUGACCUGGAGAGGGGUCCUUCAAGCUUUGUCAGGCUCAACACCUCUCUACCACAGUCACUGGACUGGAGGGAUGAAGGCCUGGUAACUGAGGUCAAACUACAGGGUUCUUGUGGCUCUUGUUGGGCCUUCAGUGCAGUUGGUGCUCUGGAGGGGCAACUUAAGAAGACCAAAGGCAUCCUGUUGUCCCUCAGUUCUCAAAACCUGCUGGAUUGUUCUGGGAAAUGCGGCAACCACGGGUGCAAAGGUGGCUUCAUGUCAAACGCCUUCAAGUAUGUCGUAAGGAACCAUGGCAUAGCUUCUGAUGCAAGCUACCCCUACGUUGGCAUGCAGGGUCCAUGCAACUAUGACUCAGAGCACCGGGCUGCUAACUGCUCUGGAUACGUCUUCUUACCGGCGGGGGACGAGUUGGCCUUGAAGGAAGCUCUGGCUACGGUCGGCCCCGUGUCCGUAGCUAUUGAUGCCUCCCGGCCAAAGUUUGUCUUCUACCGGCAUGGUGUGUACAAGGACGUCUCGUGUACCCAGAAAGUGAACCACGGCGUGCUGGUUGUGGGCUACGGCACUGAGGGGACGCACGACUACUGGCUAGUCAAAAACAGUUGGGGUGUGCGAUACGGGGAUGAAGGCUACAUCAAGAUGGCCCGGAACAGCCACAACCAGUGUGGCAUCGCUCGCUAUGCCACCUAUCCCAUCAUGUGAUCAGCAGAUUAACACUUUUUGGAUGUUUUUUUCUGUCCGCAAUGGUUGUGACAUAAUGGGUUUUAAUUACUACUGUGACUUGAAUGCCCAAUUGGUUAAUCAUUUGUUCAGUAUAACCAUGUGAGCAACAGGCCUCUGGAGAGCAAACUGGAAGCACAGCUGGUCUCUAAGAAUCAAGAUCAGCUGAAACGACUUCAUUUGCUUGUAACUCACUUUGAAGUUGACUAACUCAUCUGAACCGGACCUUGAGAAAAUAAAGGUGUUAUGUUUUUUUUUUUU